GAGCAUUUGCUGCGAGACAUAUCUGACGGAAAUUACCGAUUGGCUCCAAAGAGAGUGCGAGUCCAAACGAAAAAUUUUCAGAUUUUUAAUUAGUGAUUUGGAAUCAUUAUAUUUGAAGAUAUAUCCAGGAAUCAUACAGAAUCAUUUGAAUUAGCUGAAUGUUGAAACUACGUAUUUUGUCCUGUCGUUCGCUCAAACAGCCGUAGAAAAGCAACACACACUGGAGACUGCAGCAAGAAUGCAGUACCAGUAGAGACUGAGGGGGGGACGAAAUGAGAGUUAAUGUAAAGGACGGAUCUAGUGACUUGUAUUCCACACAAGGCAUUCACACAGCAUCAAAGACUGGAAAUUUGACCAUGUCGUCUGUGGACAAGAUGAAAAAAUUAUUAAGUCCUGGCACAAGAAAAAAAGGACUAGGGAAUAUGAACAAGACGUUUGGCGUGCCGCUUGAGGAACUAAUGAGCAGGGCCUCCUCGGGAAUGACGGUGCCGUACAUAGUCAGCAAAAUCUGUGAACACAUUCGAGAUAAAGGAUUUGAAGUGGAGGGAAUUUUCCGAAUUAAUGGCAGUACCAGAAUUGUGGAGAAGUACCGUACGAGUUUUGACAUGCGAGGGGAUGCAGACUUUUAUGAAGAGGAAGAUUUGAUGGCAGUGGCAAGCUUACUCAAGUUAUUUUUACGAGAAAUUCCAGGUUCUUUGAUUCCAGAGAAUAAGACUCAGAGGUUCAUAGCCAUUCAAGAAGAGUAUCAAAAUGACCCAUCUGGUUGUAUAUCUGCCCUGAAGGCAGAACUCUCGGAGCUAGACGAGGUACGAUAUAAUGUACUACGGUACCUGAUCCGUUUCCUGGUGGUCGUGUCACAGUUUGAACGCACCAACAAAAUGAGUCCAAUGUCUCUAGCUAUUGUGUUUGGACCAAACCUGUUCAGAUGUGGUCAGGGAAUCGUAGGAUUGAAAGACCAAGGGAAGAUAAAUCAGAUUGUGUAUAAAUUCAUCACACUGUAUGAUUCUCUGUUCAGAGAGGAAAAUGAAAUCUCUCCAUAUAAUGAAUGGAUUAAACAAAAACAGAAAGGCCCUCCUAGACCUCCCCCUCCCAAGCUCCAUGUAGAGGAGUACAAACCAGUCCCUAAACCAAGGAACACAGGAAGAAUGGACCCCUAUGACAGUUCCCCCUACCAAGAGAUGGAGGAAUUUGACCACAGCGAGGAAUCAUCUAGUAACACCCAGGGGCGGAGUCACAGUCCACGUUGUAGUGAUGAUGAAAUUGCAGGCAGGGCCUCACCAUUUAUGCUUGACAGUGACGGUGGUUACAGCAUCAUAGAAUCUCCAUUACCAUCAGCAAGAACGUCAGAAGUGGUAGAGAAUGUUAUAGCCAAGUCUAUAAAAGAGCACCUGUUUGGGGAUGACAUUAGUAUGUGUGAAACCUUUGUUGAGGAGGAAGAGAGCAAAGAAAAUUUGGCGAACACAAUACCAGUGAAAGACCGUAUUAAGCAGUUUGAGUGUGGGACAGACCUCGCUGAAACACAGAAAUCCUCUAAGUCUGUCAGGCAGUCUCCUACUGGACACGAAUCCAUGGACAACUCCCUGUCAAAGGGACAACAGAAUGUGAAGAUGAAUGGAUACAAACUUGAAGCAGAUAUAAUCAGUACAAAAGAAAAUGACUUCAGUGGUGUACACAGAGAGGAUGAUUUUGAGAGUGUGAAGAGAGAUUCUGGAACAUUAUCAUCGUUCAAGAAGCCUGCUGGUCCUAGAAAUCGCCGUUCUCCAAGUAGACUGUCUCGUGGAAACUCUUUAGAAGAGAAAGAUGACAUCAAGGAUGGAAACCACCAGUCCAGAAAUGAUAAUGCUUCUGCAGAAUUGGAGACCUCUUCACUUCCUGAAAGCAAACCAAGUCAGAAGGAGCCAGUACCCAAACCCCGUGUUGCCUUCCUAGAACUCACAAAUCACACAGAGAACAAAAGUUCACCUGAUGCCUCGCCCAACAAUGCCAGGAAGCCAUUUAUUCCACCAUUAGAUCUGUCAACGCUUCAUGAACAUGUAGAAAGCUCGGAUCCAAUCCCAGCUGACAAGGGACAAUCUGUCUCGUACCAGUUAGCUAAGUCCCAUAUCAACGGGGGAGGUACCUCGGACGUUGUCAUCUCUCCUCGGAGUAACAAACUCAUCAAAAGGAAAUCCAAUCAAGAUGAUCUAGAAGCUCCCCCAUCUCCCAGUGCCUAUCAGAGCAGCCCCCCGGCCAGUGUGCCAAUGAAUACUGAUGUAGCCCCGUCUCCACCUGUCAAUCAAGAUCAUUAUAAACACAGCUCAGCAAACAUGGAAACUGACAUCACAACCAGGAUAAAGCAGCAAAGCAAGAAACUACACGCUCUGAAGAAAAAACUGAAGCACUUUGAGGACAACUUUGAAAAGGAAAAUGGUUACAAGCCCUCACUAGCAGACAAAGCCAGCAAGCCCACCAUCAAGAAAUGGAUGAAUGACAUCUCAAAAGCAAAGAGAGAGAUAAAGAGAUUAAAGGAGGAGGCUGAGAUGGGAAACCGCAGUCGCCACGGCAGUGGAGCAUCCUCCAGUGGAGAGCGACUAGAGCCACCUGAACUCCCGCCUACAAUGGAACAAACACUGAAUGUCAUCCUGCUGAAACUGGACGAUAAACGACGGGAUGCUAGACGCCCUGAGGAUGUUGAUAUGAUGACCACAGACCAGAUUUUAGAUGAAAAGUUAGCAGUUCAGAAAUCCUUGCUUCAUUUUGAAAAUCUUCAUGGAAGACCAAAAACAAGGGAGGAGAAGGAUUUGAUGAGACCUUUGUAUGACCGAUACAGGAAAAUUAAAAGACUCUUGUCUAAACCUAAUUCCCCAAGAGAGAAGAAUGAGUUACAAACAGUGCCAGAGGACGGACCAAUAGAAUUAGAGGGAGGCUUCCAAAACCCAUAUAGACCCUCAGUGCGGAUUCCCACGGCUCAUUAUGAUGACCUUGAGGAUGGCCUUGGUUCUGGUUUGGGGACAAUGGGGACUAUGGACUUUGCUGUCACUAGAGACUUUUCUGUCCUCCCUGAUUCGAUGCGGCCAAUAUCAAAGGAGGCUACCAGGAAGGAACAUUCUCCUAAAGUGAAGAGGAAACUGAGCCUGCCAGAAGAAGAGGAGGAGGGCAAUCAGAACCAGGAGACAAAUCUUCAUGAAAUGUCAAUACCAGAGCUUCAGGAUGAGUUGAUGAAGUCUAAGGGAGAGAAGAAAAGAAUACGCAGGACCUUAAGGAACUUUGAAGAAGAUUUCUUUCAAAAAAAUGGAAGGAAGGUACAGCGAGAUGAUAGAGAACCAUUGCAGACAGAGUACACAAGCUACAAGCAAGUGAAAGCCAAAUUAAAACUGCUGGAGGCAUUGUUAUCAAAGCUACAAAACACCGAUGAAGUCUGACUGCUUUAUCAAUGAGUGGCUUGUGUAUUUUGUGUCAGUGGAUGAUCCCAGUGUUCAUAGAAACAUUGUCAGGGAAAGAUGUCAAGUUCAUCUCAGAAAACUGUAUCUAGUCAAACACUGCAAUGACCAAGAAAUCAUGCGUUAUGGUCUGUGAAGAUAUCUGACAGAAAGAGUGCCGUAGCUUUGAGUUGCUGUAUUGUUGCUUUGGUUAUGUUAUCUAGUUUGCGUAGUUUUAAUGUUCAGUCCUUUUUGGAACUGUUUAUACAGCUGGGUAUACCAAUAAUAACAGUACUUUUUUCAAUAUUGCUACAAGGUUUAUAUGCAGUACCGUCCAAAGUAAUAUUCACCAUUUUAAUAGAUAUCUUUUUUAAAACUUGAUAAUGUCUUCAUAAACAUACAUGUAGUUUCAGAGUUUCAUUCAGUACAUGUAACAAAUCUAUAAUUUAUUUUCAUUUAUAUAACCUUCUAGUCUAUGUAUUUUUUUCUAUUAUGCUUGUCAUACAAGGGUAGUAUAAAAGUAUUUUUGUAUAAAAUCAGGUUCAUGCAAGAUGUAUACUAGUUUUCAGGACAGGUGAGAAAAAAAAAGAAAAUGACAUUGAAACUUUAUUUAAUCCUUAUAGUCAUUCAUGAUGAUGUCUCUGGUGUCCCAGUUACAUGUAGUUAUCUAUACUCGCAAAUCUGUAGCAAAUUGAGUAAUUAGAUGUCUGGCUUUGCAGAGUUGAAGUUAAUGAUAUUUUGAACAUAUACAUAAUAGGUUGAUAAAUACAUAAUAGGUUGAUAAGCCAGUAUUACCUAUUACUUCAAGGAAAUUAACUAAUACUUCAAGACAAUAAUCUAAUACUACAUGUACAUACAAGAAAAUUAUCUUAUACUGUACUUAUAGAAAAUUGUUGAUGUCAGUUGACUUAUCACAUGUUAAGUCAGAUUUUGCACACCUGGCAUUCCACCAAAUGUCUCUGUUUCAUACAGUGUGGUAUACCCUCCAUGUUUUGUAAAUUGUUGGAUUAGUGACCUACCAAGGUUACUUUCUUAAGUGAUAAUACAAAUGGCAUUGUGAAUAUGUAUGACAGUCAUGUAUAUUGCUUCAGUAGUUGUGUGAUUUAAAGAAAGGAUCUGGAUGAGAGACAUCACUAAGCUUACCUAUAUGAAUAUUACAGAGAAUGGUUCCCUGUGACAGAUGAUGCCAAAUCACUUCAAAUGUUAGAUAUGAAAUGAAUGUUUUGACACCAUAAAGCAUGGCAGUGGUUUUAAGUUUUUUGUUGAUUUUUUUUUUAAGAUGAAGAUUAUUCAAUAUUUUUAGUUAGCUUGACAAGUUUACAGUGCUAAGGAAGUGCUAUGUAUACUCUGUGAUUUUCAGAAGUUGCAACAUUGUUUAUGAAAGAAAGUAAAUAAGGGAUAAUAAAACAGUGUAUAGUUUUGUGGGGGGAGGGGGACUUCAGCUUAAUUCACUUACUUCUUUAGAAUGCUUGUGAGAGAGAGUGAAUGUUAAAAAUAUUCUAGUAUGAUUCUGUAAGUCACAUUUCGUGGGAAUCUGUUUUGCGAUACAAUUGUAAUGGAUUUAUUUGAGUUCUACCUUUCUUGUAUUCUCUGUACAAAAAUUACUAGAAGUUGGAAUUACGCCCCUUUUCCGUUUAUGAGACCAAAACUGUAUCGCAAAAUCAAGUUCUCACAAAGUAAAUGAUUUACAAUUGAUAUAAGGAAAAAAUUGUAUAAAUUAAUUAAGAGGGAACAAAAUCCUGUUUUGUCUGUCAAACAUCUUGACUAGGAUAAAUUUCUCAUUAGUAUCAGUUCACAUUCCAUUUUGUAUGGCAUUGCGAGGUCUUUGUAUGGCAGUACUUUUGAUAGACAUUUACCAAGGUUUGAUGGCAAUGUUACAACUCUGAGUUGCUUGUUGUGAAUAUUGUACAGAUAAACAUGUUCUUUUGUUAAGUUGUUAUACAUAUAUAUUAUGACAAAAUUAAACUGUUUUAAGUCUCUGA
Molecule: messenger RNA, 5380 nt
Organism: Saccostrea echinata
Lineage: Eukaryota; Metazoa; Mollusca; Bivalvia; Ostreida; Ostreidae
Product: protein FAM13B-like
Exons: 29
Coding region: 273-3401 (1042 amino acids)
Biological process (GO): signal transduction
Source: RefSeq, a predicted model, not a curated record